Molecule: messenger RNA, 720 nt
Organism: Anoplopoma fimbria (sablefish)
Lineage: Eukaryota; Metazoa; Chordata; Actinopteri; Perciformes; Anoplopomatidae
Gene: guk1b
Product: guanylate kinase 1b
Exons: 8
Coding region: 1-720 (239 amino acids)
Cellular component (GO): cytosol
Molecular function (GO): GMP kinase activity
Source: RefSeq, a predicted model, not a curated record
AUGUCAGGACCGAGACCUGUGGUGCUGAGCGGCCCCUCUGGAGCAGGGAAGAGUACUCUGAUGAAGAGGCUGAUGAGGGAACACGAGGGCAUCUUCGGAUUCAGCGUGUCACACACAACAAGAAAUCCUCGACCAGGAGAGGAAGAUGGCAAAGGGCUGAACAAGCUCCCAAUGCUUCUGGGGGCUUCUUUACUACCCAUAGCAGCCGUCUUCUCCUCUGAAGACAUAAAAAAAUCUACCUCUUUUCCGUGUCCAAACGAAUCAGAAACCACAGAUAAAGACUACCACUUCUCAACAAGAGAGGCCGUGCAGGAGGGAAUUGACAACGGAGACUUCAUUGAAAACGCUGAGUUUUCCGGAAACCUGUAUGGAACGAGCAAAGCUGCCAUAGAAGACGUGCUGGCCAUGAACAAAAUCUGCAUCUUAGAUGUGGACAUCCAGGGGGUGAGGAGGAUUAAAGAGACUGACCUGAACCCUAUCUACAUCUCCAUUCAGCCUCCAUCCAUGGAGAUCCUGGAAACACGUCUGAGGGACCGACAGACAGAAACAGAGGAGAGUUUACAGAAACGCUUGGAGGCAGCGCGCAUCGAUAUGGAGCUCAGUAACGAGCCCGGGGUGUUUGAUGUUAUUAUCAUCAAUGAUGACUUAGAGAAAGCUUACGAGGAGCUCAAAGAUAUCCUCAAUGAAGAAAUCCAGAAAAUUCAGGAGACAAAAUCAUAA